AUGAUACUCCAAAGACCGAUUACUCGCGCCUGGCAUCUACGAGAAAGCUACAUCGAGAUAUCUAGAUACAUCCGUGUGCAGCUUCAGCAACGACGAACGGCCUCCAUUCAUCCUUCGAGGAGAUUAACUCUAUGCCAACGAUACUCGAGCACUACUACCGCGAGGGAUGACGCGGGGGAGGAUCUGAACGAAGGUCGUCCACCAAGAUUUCCUGGAAGAGACGUAAAGACCACUCGAACACCAAAUUUGUCAAAGGAACAGUACCAAUCCUUGGCAAGAUUUGAGCGCAGCAACCCGAAUUCCCUCCCCUCUACCGAUCACCCUGACGAUCAAAACCACGUCCAGAUAUUUGGCUUCCUGACUUCGCAGAGGUCUAUCAAAGGCUUCGACUUCCUCCAACUAGUGGAUCCGCGCCUGGAACUCGCCGUACAGGUUGUUCUCGCGACUGCGACCCCAGCUGCGCCAAAGGAUGGCCAAAGUGGCCAACAACAAAGGGAUGAUUCUGACUCCAAGCUGGAAUCGACCAAAUCUGAGAAUAGAGAUUCACUGGAUACACGCUUAAAUGUUGCAGAAAGUAUAAAAGCUCACACUCCGGUACAAAUUGUUGGCUCUAUCGUCCAACGGCCAGCACCUUCUAAAAAGGGUGCUUGGUCUAAACCAUCAGUCGGAUCUCAGGAUGGAUCUCAACAGCGAGAGGAAAAGCACGAGGCAACCGUUCGGAAGCUGGAUCCUUUUGUUGGAAUGGUCGACCUAAUUUCACAUGUGGAAAUACGGGCGCACUCCAUCAAGGUUCUUAAUUCGUUUCCUCCAGAUACUAUCGCGCAGUGCGAUACAGCAUUCCCCCCUGAAUUGCGCCACCUGCAAUUCAGGACCGACCAUGACCUUCGCUACCGCAUACGCCUCCGUGCAAAGGUUUCUGCGAAGAUACGCGAACACAUGCUGCGCAUGGGUUUUGAUGAAAUCGAGACUCCGCUAUUGUUCAAAUCCACCCCAGAGGGUGCUCGAGAGUUUAUAGUGCCAACAAGAAAGAAGGGAAUGGCAUAUGCACUGCCCCAGAGCCCUCAGCAGUACAAGCAAGUUCUCAUGGCGUCCGGUAUAUCAAGAUACUUUCAACUGGCUAAAUGCUUCCGGGACGAAGAUUUGAGAGCCGAUCGACAACCCGAAUUCACACAGUUCGAUCUUGAGAUGUCAUUUGCGGGAGGGACCCAGGUCAUGACCGCCAUUGAAAACAUCCUGGUUAAUUCCAUCUGGCCAAAUGUACCAAACAUCCCCCCCUUGUGCAACCCCGAUUUAAAAGGACCCUCGGUGAUUCCAAAUCACAGCCCGGGAUUGAACAGCUGGACUUUUCCUCAACUUACAUACGAGACAGCUCUGAGUCGCUACGGAUCAGACAAGCCUGAUACACGACUUGGGUCAGAGAUUCAUCGAAUCGAUGACUGGCUGCCAGGCCAUGUGAAGGGGAUGCUGACUUCUCUGGAUGAUCCCAUCGUGGAGAUGGUCAAGAUUGACAUGCAGGGAUGUGACCCUGUUGAGAGUGGGCGGUUUAUCAAGUCUUUUCUCGACGCGCCGUCCUCACACGUAUAUGUCCGCAAUGUGGAUGGUAUCCCCGGUGUCGCUGUUUAUGACCCUAAGAAGCCUCUGACCGGCCUGGCGAGUUUCGGCUAUGACGGGGCCGCUCGGGUUGAAGAGCAUUUCCACCCUCGGCCUGGAGACAUUUUCAUUGUCCAGGCUCGUCCCAAAGCGCGGUUCGUCGGCGGAUCCACGGUAUUGGGUAAUCUACGCCGCGAUAUUUAUCAAGCCGCAAUAUCCCAAGAACUCAUUCCUGCCCCUUCUGGCUUUUCGCCUCUUUGGGUCACCGAUUUUCCUCUAUUCUCUCCCGUGCAGGAAUCUGAACCAGGACAAGGCGGUCUUGCUGGAAUUUGUUCAACACAUCACCCAUUCACCGCACCCAAACAGGGUCAAGAUCUGUCGAUGCUGGUAACCAGCCCAUUGGACGUCAUUGGUGAUCAUUAUGAUCUGGUUAUCAAUGGCGUCGAAGUUGGUGGUGGCUCCCGUCGUAUCCACACCGCCGACAUGCAAGAGUUUGUCCUGCGAGAAGUUCUGAAGAUGAAGCCGGAGCGCGUGGAAGAUUUCCGCCAUCUUCUCAACGCACUCAAGAGCGGCUGUCCGCCACAUGCAGGAUUUGCUCUGGGCUUUGAUCGUUUGAUGGCAAUGUUGACAGAUAGGACCAGUGUUCGAGACGUCAUUGCCUUUCCAAAGUACACUGACGGUCAAGACAAGUUUGUCGGGUCGCCGUCGGCUUUGACUCAGGGCCAGCUAGCGACUUACCACCUCACGUUUACGGACGGUCCCGCUGACAAUUCUUUUUCGCCAUCUCCUGUGUAA
Molecule: messenger RNA, 2385 nt
Organism: Rhinocladiella mackenziei CBS 650.93
Lineage: Eukaryota; Fungi; Ascomycota; Eurotiomycetes; Chaetothyriales; Herpotrichiellaceae
Product: aspartate-tRNA ligase
Exons: 3
Coding region: 1-2385 (794 amino acids)
Biological process (GO): aspartyl-tRNA aminoacylation
Cellular component (GO): mitochondrion; cytoplasm
Molecular function (GO): ATP binding; aspartate-tRNA ligase activity
Source: RefSeq, a predicted model, not a curated record